Sus scrofa (pig) is the source of this 8373-nucleotide messenger RNA. It is a transcript of the gene COMMD8, whose product is annotated as COMM domain containing 8. The record is from RefSeq and is a predicted model, not a curated record. NCBI's taxonomy places the organism in Eukaryota, Metazoa, Chordata, Mammalia, Artiodactyla, Suidae.
CGAGGGAGUCACGUGGGCAGGCGCAGGCCCCCAAAGGAAACGCUGAAGCUUGUCACGUGACCGAUCCUCUGUUUCACACAGGGAUGGAGCCGGAAGAAGGGACGCCCUUGUGGCGGCUCCAGAAGCUGCCUGCGGAGCUGGGCCCGCAGCUUCUUCACAAAAUAAUUGAUGGCUUUUGUGGUCGAACUUAUCCACUCUACAAGGAUUAUCAGAGUGUUUGGGAUUCAACAGAAUGGAUGCAUGUUCUAGAAGACAUUACCGAAUUUUUCAAAGCUGUAGUUGGUAAAAAUUUAACUGAUGAAGAGAUAUCUCAGCAGUUGAAUCAGUUGAAUUCAUCUCAUCAAGAAGCGAUCAUGAAAUGCUUAAAAAGUAGAAAAGAUGAAAUCAAGCAGGCUCUGUUAGAAGAAAUAGUUGGUAUUUCCUCAGCACAGCUACAGGAUUUUGAUUGGCAGUUAAAGCUUGCACUUUCAAGUGACAAGAUUGCUACAUUACAAAUGCCACUUUUAAACCUUCAUCUAGAUGUGAAAGAAAAUGGUGAAGUCAAACCUUAUUCUGUUGAGAUGAGUAAAGAAGAGCUGCAGAAUUUAAUAAAUUCCUUAGAAGCAGCUAAUAAGGUGGUUCUGCAGUUGAAAUAACUGGAAAUGACGAAUACCAGCAUCAUCACAUUCCACUGCUACAAGUGAUGUGGCAGAAUGAAUAUCAUGUGUUCAGAAAACCUGCACUGUACUAUUCUGGCAAGCUGAGAAAGCAGCAGUGUUGAGGUUACAAAGACAAUUUAUCAGCUUCCCUAAAGAACAGAAAAUUAUAUGGUUGACAAGAAAUGCGUAAAAACAUGAAAGAUGAAAAGGCUUUAAUAGUUUAUAUUUUCAUAGUGACUGUUUUGCUUCAAUUAUUAAAUAUUUGAGAGCUCUUUAUAGAUAUAGAGUUUUAUUGAAAACUGAAAAAGGCUCUAAAGUAAUGUAAACAUACAAGCACAAAUAUAUUUGGAUAAUGCUUAACUGUGUGGAUGGCAAGGAUGUUUGUUAUGGAUAUAUAUUGGUAAUUUGUGAUAUUUAAAAAAAAUAACUUUUAAAGAAUGUAUAAGCUGCAUCUGUACUCAGGAGAUUCCAUGUCUUUCGCAGUUCAAAGGAAAGGUUGGAAAAUGUAAAAUUUCUUAGAGAGGCUCUUCAGAUGUGAAUAAGAAAAAAAUCUGUGUGAAGAAUUUUGAGAUUUGAAUUCUAGAAACUAAACUCUUACAUUAGAACAUAGAUAAAAAUAACACUAUUACUUCUCUAUGUCUGUGAUCAGGAAAGUUUGCUCUGAUAAAAUGAAUACAUGUCAUUGAAUAGUGUAUAUAUUGCUGUUCAAAUAUCAGCUAAGACUCUAUAUAGGUCCAUAUUUGCAAUAAACUCUUAGUUUGUUAUAAAAUCUUAAUGAAGUUUUGGAUGUUAACAACUCCAUUGGAAAACAAACCAUUUUUUCAUCUCACUUACCUUUAAAAACAAGCAUACUGAACAAAUAUUUCAUUUUUAUCUAUUGCUUUAUUUCAGAUGACUUCCUCUAUAAUACAAUAACACAUCACUGGUACCUGCUGUUUGCAAGCCUUAUACAUCAUUAGAGCAUCAGACUAUUAUUCAAGGUGUCCAGAGCAAUUAUUAUUCUCAUCUUACAGACGAAGAUAGGCUUUAGCGAGAUUAAUAAACGUGAGCACCAUCUAGCUGGUACUGCUCAAAAUGUGUCAGUAGAUUAAUGCCACUCUGUGAACUGUUGUUACAGCUCUGUGGUCAGGUGAGGCGCUUGUGCCAGGAGGUUCAUCAACAUCCUGCUUUCUUCAUUGAGAAAUAUUGGCUAUGAAAAGAAAAAAAAUCAGCUGAACUAACCAGUGUGCUUAGGGAAGGAGUUGAUUUUACCUUCUUGUGCAAGUGCCUUGUGUCAUUGUGGGCCAGUAACGGUUUGUGGACAAGCACUUUUAAUCAUACUGAUCUAGGGUCUUUCUGCAUUUCAACCCUCUAUGUGGUCCUUCCUUUGAGAAGGGGAAAAAGUUCUGUACUCAGUCCUUCUCUCACUACAUUAGUAUGUUUAAAUGUGUUAUUAAAAUCUGACAUACUGUAAACUGCAUGUAUUUAAGUGGGCAGUCUGAUCAGUUUUGACAUAUACACACCCACGAAAGUAUCACCUCAGUGGCAGUGGUGAACAGCCAGCCAUUGAACCACUGAAAGUGUCUUUCUGCCCUUUGUAGUCCCUGCUUCUGCACCCUGUGCCCCGACAACCACUGAUCUGCUUCUUGCUGCUAUCAAUGGUGUUCACAUUUUUGUGAGUUUAAUAGAAAUGGAAUCAUACGCUAUGUCUUUGUGUGUGUGUGUGUGUGUGUGUGUGUGUGUGUGUGUGUGAGAGAGAGAGAGAGAUCUGGCUUCUUUCAUUAUUACUUUGAGUCCAUCCAUAUAUCAGUAGUUCAUUCCUUUUUAUUGUUGAGAAAUACUCUGUUGUAGAAUUUUACCGUCAUUUAUCUGUUCACCUGUUAAUGGAUGUUUUGGUUAUUUAAAAUUUUUGGCUGUUACAAUGCACAGAACAUUCUUGUAUAUGUCUUCGUAUGAACACAUACUUUCUUUUGGAAGUAAAUACUGUGGAGUGAAUGGCUGGAAAAUAUGGUAGGUGUGUGUUUAUCUUUUUAAGAAAUUGCCAAACUGUUUUCCAAAGUGAAUUUACUAUUUUAUGUUCCAUACCACAGUCUAUGAGAGUCCGCCUCUACCUCCUUGCUAACACUUGGUGUGGUCAGUCUUUUUAAUUUCAGCUAUUCUAACAGGUGUGUAGUGGUAUCUCAUUGUGGUUUUUAAUAGUAUUCGUUUCCCUAAUGACUAAUGAUGUUAAGUAUCUUUUCAUGUGCUUAUUUGCCAUUUGUGUAUCUUUGGUGAAGUGCCUGUUCAGAUCUGUUGCCCAUUUUUAAAUUGGAUUGUUUUCUUAUUUUUUUCAGUUUUGGGAAUUCUCUGUAUAGCCUGGAUACAAGUCUUGAUCACAUACGUUCCUUGAAAGUGUUUAAGUAUUAUCUCCCAAUCUAUGACUUACGUUUUUUCUCUUUUUAAAAAAAUUUUUAAGACAGUUUUAGAUAUACAGAAAAAUCAAGCAGAUAGUACAAAGAGAUCUCAUAUACCCUACAUCCAGUUUCCACUAUUUUAUCAUAUUAGUAUAAUUUUUGUUAUAAAAAUUCUUUGUUAUAAUUGAUGAAUUAAAUAUCAAUACAUUAUUGUUAACGAAAUUCCAUAGUUUAUUCACAUUUCCUGAGUUUCUGCCCAACGUCCCUUUUCUAUUCCAAGAUCCCGUUUUAUAUUUAGUUGUCAUGUCUUUUUAGGCUUCUCUUGCUGUGAAAAUUUCUUAUACUUUCCUUGUUUUCGAUGACCUGGACAAUUUGAGGAAUGUGGGGGAGAUAUUUUAUAGGGUGUUUCUCUGUUGGCAUUUAAUGCUUUUCUUGCGUGUGCACUGGGCUUAUGGGUUUUGGGGAGCAAGAUCACAGAGGUAAAGUGCCAUUUACAUCACAUCGUAUCAAGGAUGCAUACUGUUACAAGAUUUCUGAUUUGACAUUGACUUUGAUCACUUGGCUGAGGUAGUGUUUCAGGUUUUUUUCACUGUAAAGUUUUUAUUUCUCCUCCUUCCACACUGUCUUCUUUGGAAAGCAGUUGCUGCAUGUAGCCCAAACUUAAGGAAUUAUGCUAAAUCUUUUAGAAUUCUUCUGCAUAGAUUUGUCUCCUAUUUAUUAAUUUGUUUUACCAUUUACCUAUAGAGUAUGGACUCCAUAGAUACUUAUUUUAUACUUUGGGUUAUAAUCCAAUAGGGCACUUAUUACUCAAAUUUUUCCAGCUUUGGCCAUUUGGAGCUCUUCAAGACAACCCCGUCAGUGGAAGUGGGUUUUAUUUAUUUUAUAUGACCUCCUCAGCUUUCUGGCAAUGCAAGAUGCUCUAGGCUAACCUUAUCUAUUUCUUGCUCAGUCCUAGAAUAAAGCAUUUCUCCAAGAAGCCCUGGUUCAGUUUAUUGAAGAAUGAUAUUAGAAACCAAACUAGGCGUGCUAACUGCAGUGGGGCUGUUGUUUCUUUUGGACCCUCUGAACUGACAGAACAAAGAAAUAUGUGCAUGUAAAUUCACCUGUCCAUAUACACAUAUCUAUGAAUGUUUCUUUAUAUAAUCAUGUGUAUGUUACGCUGCUCAUGAGUUCAUCUUGAUAACUCCAACUCUGAUCCAUUGCCAGAGGGAUCAUUCUAGCCUGCUACCCUCCUUUAUUUGUUAAAUCCACAUUUGAGCAAGUGAGAAUCCUGACUCCCACCAUCCACCAUCCAUUUACUUAAUUGUUCAGUUCCAAACUAUAUAUAGAGCAGUAUCCAAGUUGUUAAUCUCUACCCCUGUGGACAAAAAACUGUCUUUUAGGAAGGAUUUAUCUGCAGUUCCUUUUGCCUUUAGUCUUACAAACUCCACUCAUUUCCAAGUUAUUUAGGUCAUUACCUUUUUUCCCAUUUUUCCUUGGUGAAGUUGUUUUAUACAUUUGUAAUAGAUAUUUUUGGGCCACAGUCUGUCUUCCUUGCUGGGAUCCUCCAACUUCCUAAAUUUAAAUUUGCAUACAUUAAAGUUGUCGUGUUGAACAGUUCUGAGCGUUGACAAAUGCGUGGUGUCAUGUUUUGUGGGGGAGGGCAUCAAGAGGACUUGACCACCUGUUAACCUGUGAGCUGGACCCCGGCAGUGGGAGGUUCCCCGCCCCCUCUCUUGUCCUCGGGCUGUGUGUUUCAUUUGUCUUUUCCACUCCCAGAAGCUGCCCCAAGGAUACUGCCUUGAGAUGAUAAUGUGGUAUUGAGACUCUCUGAACAAUAUAUGUGAAGGAGUCCAGUUAAGGCUUCUACAUAAACUUUCAGGAUUGAGUGGGUUGCUGUGGAGGUCUGUUUUUCUUGCAGCCGCCCAAGACAAGCCUUGUCAGUUCCCUUGCUUAUUCGGAUUGCCACCUACCAGUCUUGAGUGGUUCACCUCUUUCUUUGGACUGGCUUCAGAUGACACUUGGGAAACUCCCGAGGUUGUGAACUAGCACAUGUGUUGACUCUACAGAAUAGCUCAACAUCCUAAAAAUCCCCUAUGCUUUAUACAUAAUUCACUUCUACUCUUCUUCCUCCGAACCCCAGACAGUCAUUUUUUCUUAAUUACUUUAUAGUUUUGCCUUUUCCAGAAUGUCAUAUAAUUGGGAUCAUGUAGUUUGUCAUCUUUUUAGACUGGCUGCUUUCACUCAGCAGUGUGCAUUUCCUCCACUUUUUUUUUUUUUUUUUUUUUUUGCUUCUAUAACUCCUUUCUCUUUUCUCUCUGAAUACUAUCUCAUUGUAUAGAUGUACACCUAUUCACCUAUUGAAGGAAGUUUUUUUUUUUUUUUUUUUGGCAAUUACAAAUAAAGCUCCCGCAACUAUGCACAGGCAGGUUUUUAUGUGGAUUCAAGUGUUCAGAUUAAAUGAGUAAUACCUAGGAAUGUGAAUUCUGGAUCAUAUUGCACAACUAUGUUUAAUGUUGUAAGAACCUGCCCAACUUUUUCAAAGUGGCUGUACCACUUUGCAUUUCUUUCUUUCAAGUUGUGGGAAAAGCCAUAACGUGAAAUCUGUUCUUUUAACAGAAUGUUUAAGUGUCCAGUACAGAAUUGUUAACUCUAUGUAUGUUGUUAUAUAGCAGAGCUCUAGAACUUUCUCAUCCUGUUAUCAUUGAAACUCUAGCCUCAAAGAGCAACUCCUAUUUCUCCCUCCUACAGCCCGUGGCAAUCACCAUUCUACUUUCUGCUUCCGGAAUUUGACUACUUUUUUUUUUUUUUUUAGAGCCGCACCCAUGGCAUAUGGAAGUUCCUAGGUGAGGGGUCAAAUCUGAGCUACAGAUGCAGGUCUACGCCACAGCCACAGCAAUGUGGGAUCUGAGCUGUGUCUGCGACCUACACCAACAGCUUAUGGCAACACCAUAUCCUUAACCCACUGAGCGAGGCCAGGAAUGGAACCCUUGUCUUCAUGGAUACUAGUCGGGUUCUUUACUGCUGAGCCACAUCGGGAACUCUGGAAUUUGACUACUUUAGAUACUUCAUGUAAGUGGAAUCAUGUAGCCUUUGCCCUUCCGUAAGUAGCAUAUAUCACUUAAAAUGUCCUCAGGAUUUCUUUUCUUCCUUCCUUUCUCUUGCUCUUUUCUUUUCUUUUCUCUCUCUCUCUCUCUCCUUCCUUCCUUCCUUCCUUCCUUCUUUCUUUCUUGUUAAAGCUAAAUAAUAUCCCAAUUUAUGUGUAUAUCACAUUUUCUUUAUCCAUUCUUCUGUUAAUGGACAUUUAAGUUGUUUUCACCUCUCGGCCGUUUUUGACUAAUGCUGCAGUGAGCGCAGGAGUGCAAGAUCUCUUCAAGAGCCUGUUUCCAGUUCUUUUGGAUAAAUACCUCGAAGUGGGAUUGCUGAAUCACAUGGUAGUUCUAUUUUUAAUUUUUUUGAGAAAUCUUCAUACCGUUUUCCAUAGCGGUGACGUAAUUUUACAUUCCCUCCAAUGGUGCCCAGGGGUCCUCAUUUCGCCUUAUCCUUGGCGGAUACUAGUAACAACACACAUACACAAACACUCUCUUUAUUUAUUAUCUGUAAUCAUUAGAGCAAAUCCCAAACAUACUACAUAUAUACCUGUUCCUUCCUAGUCUAAACGAACCUGGAUGGUCAUUUGUUUCUCCCAUUUUAUAACAUGGUCGUUUGGGAAUAGUAGCCAAGUGUAGGGUGUCCCAACCCCUGGUAGCUCCGCAGGCCAAGGUUCUGCUGAUAAAGUGCAGGUUCCCAGGUAUUUUGCUGGAUGGAUGUUAAAGUCAUUCCUAGGCCUGAAUUUAGGCUCUUCUUGAAAAGCUGUUCCACUAAUCACCAAUUAAUGGAUAAAUGAGCUUCACACCUUUUAUCUGUUCAUUAUUUUAUUGUCAACAUAUUUCUGAAGGGAGAGAAUGAGUUUGGAGGUUGCAAGUCUUCAAAUAAGGAAAGACUGACAAGUAGGCCGACUCUACUAUUCAUAUUUACAGUGGAGAUUUUAAAAAGAAAUGUGACAGAAUGCACCUCACAAAUGGAUGCUAUUAAAGUCCAUUUUAGGCAUUUUUCGAAUACAAGGAGACUUCAUUUCUUCUUCUAAUGUCCUAAUAUAUAAACACUCUAUAUGUUCAAAUGUUUGUAAAGCAUGUUAUCUUAAAUAAUAUUAAAAAAAAAAGUCAUAUAGAAAUAAGCUCCUGGAAAAGUGCUGGUGUUUUCCCCCAAUUGUUGGAUAAUACUGCAAAGAAUUUCUUUCAAAUAAAGGGAUUUUGUUUUGCAUUAAAUUUUGUAGUAAACUCUCUCAAAUGGUAGAUUCAGAAUUCUAAACAUUUUUAAGGAUUAUAAAAAGAUACGCUUGAAAUCUUGCAUUUUUAAAACAUAGUACAAAGUAAGCUUUUUAUGUGUAGGCAUUUUUAAUUUAAAAAAGUUUUAUUUAUGUUUUAGGAAUAAACAGGCUAACAUAAAUUGUACAUAUUUACAGCAAUAAACUACAUUUCAGAAGCUGCACAAGGGCUUUUGUAAGCAUAGCUGAUGGUUUUCAACACCAGCCUUCAAACGUGAUUUCUUUCAUUUGCUGCAACAUUUAAAAUCUUGUAGUACCAAAGCAAAGAAAACAACUUAUUUUAUAGCAAAGCCACACUAUUAACAAAAUACUGAGUAAACUACAGUCCUGUGACUGGUAGCAAAUCUGUGAGUCCUGAAAUCAAGAGCACAAGCAUUUCUUGUGUCCAUACCUGAUUGCAUGUGAGUUGAUUUUGCAUUUCACAAGAAUUCACGGUUACUCAAUGAAUGAUGAAUAGAAAAAAGGCCAUGAAAGGUAAAAGGGUCAGGAAUCAGAGGACACUGAACAACUUCUUUGUCACUGAUUCACUGCUUAGAAGGAAAUCUAUUUCCUUUGUGUAUAAAUCACCAUCUACAGGCUUCGUGGAUUUUGUCCACAGAUUGUUUUUGAGAGCGAAGGCAUAACAUCAAAUACUUUCAAGCGUGUAAAAAGGAAUUAAUGAAACCCUUAGGAUAUUUAAUCAAAUUCCUAACUGAAAGGGUACAAAUCAAGCACACUGUAUGAAAGUUUGAGAUCGCAUGUAAAAAGCAGCUGCAGGAAAUCACAAGUUUCAUUAGGACAGCAGUUUCAGUCAGAAAAUGCAGCAUACAGUGAUACAAAAUAGAAACUUGAAUUAUAAAAGUAAGGAGUCUACCUUUUCUUUCUUGGCAUUUGUUAAACCUGUCUCAUUAAAAUUUCUGUACGUUUCCAGAAAUACUCAUUCUGGCCAGUUAGCUUUUUUAGUAGUCUUGAAGGCAUACAAAAGUAGUCGCUGCUUAUGUAAGAAACCAAAUGCUUAUGUCAAAAGAGCAAAAAAACA